AAAGAAGACUGAGAGCUACACAGAGGAAUAAAACGUUACUGAAGGAGCUGGAGGUGUCCGCGGCGAAGCUGAGGUCCCGCACCUGCUACUGCCCCACCGACUCACAGCUGGCCGUCCUGCUCAAGCGCUACUGCGACCACGUGUCCAGGUAGCGGACGCCGGUAUGCAGCAUCAGCAGCAGCAGCAAGUGUGCUGGCUCGGCCCGCCGCUGGACUACUCGUUCCGCGGUCUGCGCGCCGUGGAGGAGCUGUCGGCCAGGGGACCACGGCGCGGCCGGCGCGGCUACCGCAGGGCGCCCACUGGCCACUACCGCUGCCAGGCGCUGCGCCUCAACAACAACGCCAUAGCCACCGUGCAGGGGCUCUUCUCUGUCGCCCGCCUGGUGCUGGAGAAACCAGGACAGCUCACUUGGCUGGACCUGUCGUUCAACCAGCUUUCGAGCCUGCCUGAUGACCUGUGCCACUUCUUGGGGCUGAAGAUCCUGUACCUGCACGGCAACCGGCUGUCCGAGCUGUCGCAGGCGCUGCGCGUGCUGUCGCGGCUGCCGCAGCUGUACAGCCUCACUCUGCACGGCAACCCCGUGCAGCAGAGGCCCGACUACCGCGCCGCGGUGCUCGCCGGCCUGCCAGCGCUGCGCUGCCUCGACUUCACCAACGUCACCGCGUCCGAGAGGGCCGCCACCAGCCAGCGGUGACUCGUAUUACCACUCCAGCUGGCAAGCCUACCCAGCGGUGGCCCACAACAGUGUGUUUGUCG
Messenger RNA from Schistocerca nitens (vagrant locust), 756 nucleotides. RefSeq names its product leucine-rich repeat-containing protein 51-like. Lineage: Eukaryota; Metazoa; Arthropoda; Insecta; Orthoptera; Acrididae. Gene Ontology annotation, molecular function: protein binding. The coding region runs from base 164 to 694 and encodes 176 amino acids. The transcript is spliced from 4 exons. The record is from RefSeq and is a predicted model, not a curated record.